GCCCGUCCGGGGCUCUCUUUUACCUUGCCCUGCGCAUUUUGACUCGACGAUCAGGACGAACAAGACGACGCCGACGUCGACGAGUCGCGCUGAAUUACCACGCAGAUAUUCGAGGCUACUCCGCGCCUAAUCUUCGUGCUCGAACCUCCUCGUCCUCAACCUCGUUCGCUACUCGAGCUUCAUCACCGUUCCCAGGAUCGGUUCAAACAAAUCGGGACCCUUCUUCUGUUUCACCCUCACCUUUCCUCUCGUUCCCCAAACUUAUCCUCUUCCUAUCUGACACUUAACCAAAAAGUUACAUAUAUCAUUUUAUCCGUCACCCAGCGCUACGUCCGACUAUCAGUUCUAUCUCGAUACUCCGUUCCAGUACGCUCAGUUCGCAUCAUGGCAUACGCUCUCCGCAACGUUUCCAUACCACCAACCUUCCUUGCUGCUUGUGCCCGGAGUCGAUUGAAAACACUCGUAGGGUUUCAGCAGGAUUCUCCUCCUGUUGUCAAGUUUCACCUACCUAAAAGAUUCAUGGCACUCGGAUAUGUUUAUUUUAUUUUUUUCUGUGUACCGGUACACAGACGUUUCCUAUCGUGUAGAAAAUAUUUGAUCAUGUCUGUAUCAAUGCCGAAAAGAUGAAGUAGCGGGUUCUCUUUUCAUGUAAUCAUGUAUCCAAAAUUCUGGAAAACAGCAAUGUUGCUCAAUUUUCUAACCAACAUUUACGAUUAUUUCACGACGUCUGUUUUUCAAAGUAAGUUUGGCAUGAAAAUUAGGCCAUGGUGGGUGUAGAGCCUCUUCCUCGGUCUCUCUAGAUUGCUGUAUUGAUUUCUUUUGGCCAUCUCCCCUCUAGUUUGUCCUUUCCCCCUCACAUUCUCCACCCCCUUUGCCCGUUCCCCCACAAGCAUGCUGGCCACCCCACAUCAGGCAAAGCCUGCAUUCAAUAAGGGGAUGAGGGUAUAAUUCAUCAUUUAUAGCUUAGCAGGCUUUGUGAAAACAAUUAUUAUGCGAUAGUACAAAGUUAUGGUUCAUUUUUAAAUUUUUUCAGUUUUUCUCCACCUUACGUCAAACAGAUGUUCCUGCAAAACGUUUCCAAGUUCCUCUAAUCCCUAUAUUCUUUAAUUUCAUCAUUUGCCAUGGAUAAGAAAUUUUUUUAUCGAGGGCAUGAUAAUAAACAAUGGGUGAAUGAAAUUUUAGUUCCUAUUACUUGUAAUUUAUAAAUACAAUAUGAGUAUAAGAAUAUGCAUACCGAACCAAAUUGAAGACUUACACAGAAUAGGACUGUUUCAAUUCUGCCAAUAUUUCAAGUUUGGACAGUACCUGCUGUUGAUAUAUAAUCUCUGAAAUCAGUAUCAUUGGUUCUUAACUAAACCGGCACUUGUUGCGUACAAUUAAGACUUGCAAUACUGUCCAAAAUAUUAUGCUGGGGUUUUGAAACACCAUGAUAAGUAUAUCGAAACUGUGCUGAAAACUCCAUUUCAAGCUGUACUAGCUCAGUAACUUGAAAAAUGUUAUUUAUGGGGAACAAGUCUUAAAGUAGGCAGUUAGGAGACUGGCAAAAUUGGUAGUUCUCUCAGUUUAUUGUAUUCAGACAAGCCGAAACACAAAUAUAGUUUCUAAAAUAGUGUGUACCAGAAAUUGUGUUGAAAAGUAAUGAUUAAAAUUGCCAUCUUAUUUCAAAUUUUAUGCAUAAAAAUUUUUAGUUUUGACAAGUACAAAUACUUGCCAGAAUCAAAGCUGCAAUGAUGCAUCAAAGACCUCAAAUAAUUCUUCUGAAAGCUCGUGAGAUACAACUCACGCUGUCAAAAGUGAAGGAAAGGAUGGUGUCGCUGCCUAGUGCAGAAUCCGGAGCCUUGGACCGAAUGGACCGGCUCUCGGACGAAGACGAUGAUGAGCCAACUAGUGGAUCUGAGACGUACGAAGAGGGAGACCUUUUGUCGGCUGCAAUGGACGAUGAUGUUACCGCCCAGCUCGCCGCUGCAGGUUGGCAAAACAAACACGCUAAUGGGCCAGUCGGGGUAGCUGCAGCCGCUGCCAUCGUUUCAGCCAAGAAGCGAAAACGGCCUCAUAGUUUUGAGACUAAUCCUAGUACUCGUAAACGACAGCAAAAUAGGCUUCUACGAAAACUUAGGCAAACAAUCGACGAAUUUGCAACACGCGUUGGACAGCAAGCUGUUGUUCUUGUGGCGACACCUGGUAAGCCUAACAGCAGCUACAGGGUCUUUGGUGCCAAACCGCUGGAAGAUGUCGUUAAGAACCUUAGGAGUAUGGUAAUGGAAGAACUAGAGAGCGCAUUGGCUCAGCAAGCACCACCACCUGUACAAGAGGAUCCGUCCCUGUACGAACUACCUCCACUAAUAAUAGACGGCAUACCAACACCCGUUGAAAAAAUGACCCAGGCCCAGCUUAGGGCGUUUAUACCUUUGAUGCUGAAGUAUUCUACAGGCAGAGGUAAGCCUGGCUGGGGGCGCGAAAGUACUCGACCGCCUUGGUGGCCUGAAGAAUUACCUUGGGCCAAUGUUCGCAUGGAUGCUCGAUCCGAAGACGAGAAACAAAAGAUUUCUUGGACACAUGCAUUGAGGCAAAUCGUGAUAAACUGUUACAAGUUUCACGGCCGAGAGGAUCUACUACCAGCGUUUAGCGAAGAAGAUGACAAAACGACAAUUUUGAUUCAGCAACAAACGCCGCACUCUUCCUCGCAUCAGUCACAUGCUUCUAACCAAGGCCAAGGAAGCCAGUCAGGACAACAACAACAACAACAAACGAUGACAGCACAAUAUCCAACAGCGGUCUUGCAGACCAUAACAAAUCCCGAUGGAACGGUAUCAAUAAUACAAGUUGAUCCAAGCAAUCCUAUCAUUACACUACCAGAUGGAACAACGGCACAAGUUCAAGGUGUUGCUACGUUUGAUGAAAAUCUGCAUUCGUUUCAGAUCCACACAAGUCAAGGUGAGGUUCAAACUCUUGCCGAAGUUACGGGGGGAGGCGAGGGUGGCAGCGUUUCCGUCGACCUUAACAGCGUGACUGAGGCUACGCUGGGACAAGAUGGCCAGAUUAUCCUCACUGGGGAAGAUGGACACGGCUAUCCGGUUUCCGUAUCCGGCGUUAUCACUGUACCGGUAUCGGCCAGCAUGUACCAGACGAUGGUAGCCAACAUCCAGAGCGACGGUACCAUGCAGGUUGUCACUCCGAUGGUCCAGGUACCUAAGGUUGAACCAGGAAACGGCGAGACCAGCAUCGAGGCAGUUACUAUUCAGGGACAUCCCAUGACUAUGAUCAAUGCAGCUGGCGAGCACCAAGUUCUACAAGUUAUAUCGCUUAAGGAUGCCAAUGCUCUCACCAAGGCCAUGCAGGCUGAGGUUAUUAAGGACGAGGACAGCCAACAGCAACAGCAAGCCGCAUCUAGUCCCGAAUAAACUAAUUUCGAUGGUUACACGGUUUUACUUCUCAGGCACGAAACGAGCCGCGUGUUUUUCCAGUCUAUUUGGAUAUACAGAUUUGCAAUUAUGAAUUAUUUGCAAAUUGUAGCUCGAUUCGAUAUAUAUUGAAUAUAUUUAUAUAUACACGUUUGUUUCGCGGAUGUUGCAGGGCGCGUUAGGUAAAUUGACGCAUGUGUCAGACAUACCGUCUAGUCAAAAAAGUGUCCAAGCAGAAGAAUAGAUACAGUAUUCUUUGGCUGUAGAGUGAAAGUAAACAUGCAGAAACUGCCUAUGUCAACAUAUUUGAGAUAUUUCGUAAUCGUGUUGUUUUUGUGACCGCCAAUGUAUUCGCAUGAAUAUAUUCUACUCACUCUAUAAUCAUAUACCUUAAUUAGAGAGAGAUAAAUUUUAUCAAAGAAUCAAUCGAAAAAUUGAAUAAAUAAUGCAUACGUCAUUGAAAAUGGAUGAACGAUAUUCUUUUAGAGCUACAAAAAUAUUACAAUGUGGAAGUGACACCGGAAAAGAUGGCUGAUUUCCUCUUGUGCAUACAGCAUUGUCGAAUAUUUCGGUCAUAUUUCUUUAUUUCUCAAUUGCAAAAGUUACAUGCAUUUACAUAUCACUGUUUUUUAUAUACUUAAAUAUGCUUUAGCAUGAUGACAUUUAACAAAACCUCGUUUAAACUAUUGACAAUCUGUUAUAAUUCUAUGUUUGGUGAAAAAAGAAUACACGAUCAUAUUAUUAUUUACUCAAAGUAAUGAAAUAUAAAAUGAGAAAAAUCCGUUAAACUUCGCCAUGUGAUCUCUCCGGAGUCACUAGAUUGAAAUGAUCAUUUUCAAAUAAUUCCUUAACAAUGUCAAAAGCAUACUAUUAUUAAAUCUUCAAUCCCAUGAACUUUUAUUGCAUAUUUCAAAACUUACUUAUUUCUUGACAUUUUUGAAGACAUUUCUUGACCAUGUUGUAUGCUCGACAUUUUUAAUGCUUGACGAAUCACAACAGGUAACUAUUAUCCAGAUGAUAGACAUUUACUCUCUGUGAAGUAAAGUUUUGAAAAUUUUGUUGAAGGAUUAGUUUGCUGAAGUAACUUUGAAUGCCUUUAAAUUGAACGAUGUUUUUAAAUACAAAUUACAAAUAUUAGAAUCUUGUAAUAUGAUUACUGUGUUAUCGUUGUUACAAUUAUAGCUAAUGCUCUUCGAAUUUGAAAAAUUUAUAAGUUUUGCUAAAAACAAACAGUUGAUAUAUUUUAUUUGGAAACUUGGAAGUCAAUCAUUUAGAGAGGAAUGCACAAAAUCUUGUACCCUUUUAUGUGGCGUUGGCGUCAUAAAUCACGCGAGAAAAUGUCGGAACAUUAGUUUGCUAUUUUUGUGUAUGAUAUUAUGUAUUGCAUCGUCGUUAAUACAUCACACGUCAUACAGCGUUGGGUAAAUAAAAGGAUGAAUCUAGAAAUACUCGAAAGAAUGUUCGUACUCUCGUAAGAAAUUAUAAUGAACUAAUAAAAUAGAGCUUUAUUUGCGCGAUUUAUUUAACUACGUACACGAGUACUCACACGGCAUGUGUAAUUCUUGAAAUUGGAUAUAAGACGUGGAGUUGAUGAAACAAUUCAACCGUUAUUCACGUGUUUUUAUAUAGAUAAUGAGGUUUUUUUCUCUCUUAUUGUUAGUUUAAUUUUUUUCAAGAAUUUUGUCGCCUUUAAAAUGUGUACUGGAUAACGAUACAUUAUUUUUCAGGGUAUUUGUUGACAUGUUUUUUUUUUCUUUUUAAUUCUGUAGGUUUAUUAUACUUUCUCUACCUCUUGUUACAUUAUGUACUGUAUAUCGAAUUGUUUAUGUUGUAGCGGUAAUUUGUUCUAAUUCUAUCUGACCAUCGUAUUUCAUUGAUUAAUUUUUUUAUAUGAGCACAACGAACGAUCUUAGUAUGUGCUUGUUAUGCCUUAUGCGAAUUGCUAAUCAAUUUAAAUACGAAUAUUUCAAAGAAAAAAACGAUAAGAAAAAUUGUUAAAUAAAUCUAAAGAGUUUUACAUACUUCAUCGCAAAAGGGGAACAACGCAUCAUGGUACGCGCGGCUCGGAAUAGAUUGUUUAUUAUACAUACAGUGACCGUUGAUCUGCCUACUACUCGUUAUAAUAUCGUGCCAUGUAAAUAUAUUUAAAAUGGAAAAACUGUGUAGACGGGUAUGUGUACAUGAAUCGUUAAGGUGUGUAUGCGCGUGUGAAAGAUGCAGUGUGUGCAGGCAUGUGAAUUUGUGUAUGGUACGAAAGGUAUUCACCAUUGCUUAUAUUAUGACACCAGUGUAUGAGUCUGUACGCGUAAUGUAUGUAUGAUGACUUGGUUGUGUAUGAAUAGUCAAUUGUACAAAAAGAGAACAAAAACACAAAAAAAUAAAAAAAAUAAAAUAAAAGUAGAAUAAGGCCAGGAUGUGGGUUUGCCCGUUUUACCGUCAUUUAUUGAAGACGAUUUAUUCUAAUACCUGAUUUUAUAACAUAAAAUUAAAAAGAAAAGAUAAAAAAAAAAA
Neodiprion fabricii is the source of this 5912-nucleotide messenger RNA. It is a transcript of the gene ewg, whose product is annotated as DNA-binding protein P3A2. Gene Ontology annotation, cellular component: nucleus. The coding region runs from base 1728 to 3401 and encodes 557 amino acids. Gene Ontology annotation, biological process: regulation of transcription by RNA polymerase II. Gene Ontology annotation, molecular function: RNA polymerase II cis-regulatory region sequence-specific DNA binding; DNA-binding transcription factor activity, RNA polymerase II-specific. The transcript has 9 exons. The record is from RefSeq and is a predicted model, not a curated record. Lineage: Eukaryota; Metazoa; Arthropoda; Insecta; Hymenoptera; Diprionidae.